Molecule: messenger RNA, 2038 nt
Organism: Vanessa atalanta (red admiral)
Lineage: Eukaryota; Metazoa; Arthropoda; Insecta; Lepidoptera; Nymphalidae
Exons: 6
Coding region: 7-1938 (643 amino acids)
Biological process (GO): proteolysis
Molecular function (GO): serine-type endopeptidase activity
Source: RefSeq, a predicted model, not a curated record
AUUGACAUGUUGGAAACAGUGUUUAUAAAAAUUAUGGUAGCUAUUUUAGUUUUAAAUAAACAAGUGUAUAGUGCUGGAGAUAUACAUUUUAGUCAUGAAAAUAAGAAACAAGAUAAAUUUAGAGUUUCUACGAAUACAAGGCACAUGAAAACGAGCGAAUUGCAAGUGGAAAUAAUGAAACAAUAUAAAUUUGAAAAAGACAAGCUGUUAUCAAAGAAAACAAACACUUAUAUUAAAAUUAGUAAUAAGACCUCAAAUAAUCAGGUUAACACUACGGAAAAAACUGCACCUAACAAAACUAGUCUCCGACAUCAUGUUUUAUUACUUCAUCAAAAUCCAAACAAAUAUUCAAUUCAGCUUGCACGUAUCCCAACAAAUUUACAAACAUCGACUCCCAGUUACAUAGAAUUUCAUUAUUUCGAUAAUUCAGAGAACGUAAAUAUAUAUCCGACUAGAAAUUUUGUUAAUAAUUAUAAAAUUGCAUUUUUACGUCCUCCGCUGUUUUUAAUACGUUUAAAUGAUGCAGUUUGUCAUACUCCAUCAGAAAAUUUUAUGAUAUUAUCAAAGAAAGUUUUAUCAAAUACAAUUAAAUUUAGUAGAGAUAAUCAUGCUGCAUCAUCAAAAUAUUUAAUUAAACCGCUGCACGAUGAUAAUACAAAGUACAGACAGUAUACAUUAUUUACCAACAGUCCAAAAGUUAAUAACGGAACUUGUGCCUAUAAAACUUCAACAAACAUUUAUAAAAACGCAAACAGAAACAUCCUAUCCCGAGAAAUAAAUGAUAGAAAUAGAAGUUCAUCAAUUUCAACUGAAAAAGAUUCAAGGAAAUUUGAGUCAACAACGGCUUACGAUCGUAUAAAAUUUUUUGAGAUAUAUGACAACAACACCGACCCUCCAAGAUCGUUGUCCUUUAACGAAAAAAACGAUGAACUUCAAAGUAAUUAUUAUCGAAGAAAUGCCAAUGUAAAUUUGAAUAAAGAGAAUAAUAGCGUCCAUACAACCAAGAGCCAUUAUAUAACAAGAUCUUUAAAAAAAUACGUUACCCCUAAUGAUACAAAAAGAGAAACACCAAAAUACGUUGAAAAAUACAGUUCUACAUCCACAAGUAAAAUAAAUAAUCCAAAUGCAAUUCCUAUUUCGACGAAUUUUCCGUGUUUAAGUAAAUCAGCCUCCUGGUCAGAGUUUCCUUUUGUUGCUGUCUAUACGUAUGAACCAGCCCAGGUUCACUGUGAUUGUGCCUCAAUUAGUUCUCACUGGUUAGUAUCGUCAGCUACGUGUCUAUAUCUACACCACAAGGAUCUUAGAAUAGAUGGGAGAUCGGCUUUUGUAAGCUACUGUAGCAAUCAUUGGAGACGCCCCGGUCGAAUUGCUUACGUCCGACGAAGCCUCCUCCAUCCUCGUUUCAAGCCAACAGAUAAAAUUCGACGACAAGUUUAUAACAUAGGCGUCAUUCAAGUAGCAAGUUCAAUGGCAAACACCUGCAAUGGAUGGCAGCCAAUAUCGUUAAUGUCACAUCAGUUUGUGGCUGGCCCUGAUGGGACUUUAGCAACUGCCGUCGGCUGGGGAUUAGAUCGAUACGAUACUAGACAUAGUACUUCCGAACUACCUUUACAUCCACUGAUGUUGUACCAAAGUCUCGUGUUCUCUGAUUCAUGUCCUGGAAACUCCGGCUACAGUAAUGCGAAGCUCUUUAAUGAAGAAAGUGUUAAAAAUGUAUACUGUCUGUCAUUGCCACCUUAUAUUAAGGAAGAGAAUGAUACCGUUCACGGCAGUCUCCUUUUGGUGGGAGGAAAAUUAAUAGCGCUUUAUUUGCAGGAAGAGCGUCGUCCCUGGGGAGUACAAUCGGCGCAGUAUACUAGCAUUUGGCGCUUAAUCCCAUGGCUGCUCGAUGUAGCGCAGGAAAUAGAUGAACAAGACCCAUUAGAUGCAGAAAUAUAAAAUUCUUUUGCAGAAAUAUUUGUUACAAAAUUAUUUCUGAUAUCUUUUGUACGUAUCUUAUAUUUAUUAUCAGAAUUUCCUUUUGAUAUUCGGUAUUCAA